CCGGGAGGUGACAGCCGGCCCUGUGGGCUCCCUGGGAGGAGCCUCUCCUGAGUCCUCCCCCCCACCCCUGGAAGCCAGGGAAGGCAAACCCCACCCAGACAAUUGGCCCCACCUCCUGGAGGAGGGAGGUGUCAGGAUAGUCCCCAGGAAGCAAGGGGCCUUUCUGUGUUUCCAGGAGUGGGUCUGGCCUUGCACUGUCUUUGGGGGACAGUGUGGUAGCAGAGGCUCCCCACCUCCUUUCUGCAAGCCCCUCAAGGCUGGAGACCUGGGUGGGGCCAGGGCCGCUGCCCAGCACCCACCCACGCUGCCACAGGCCUGUCUGCUGGGGCCCCGGGGCUGACAUGGCUCCCCCCAAACCAAACUGGGGUCUGAGUCCAGCUGGGAGUCCGCUGGUCCAGCUAGGGGGCGUCAGCUUGGCACGCCCAUCCAGCCCAUGUGGAAUACUCCCGGCAUACGUGCCCACUGAGGGCAGAGCGAGGCCGUGAAGUGGAAUCCAGUCCUGUGUCCAUGGAGCACACCCCCGAGGGAGCGCGUAACUUCGACCCCAGGGACGCGUGGAUGCUCUUCAUCAGGCAGAGUGACAAAGGUGUCAACAGCAAGAGGGGAGGCAGAGGCAGGGCCAGGAAGCUGAAGCUUGGCCUGCCGGGGCCCCCAGGGCCCCCUGGCCCCCAGGGUCCCCCUGGCCCCAUCAUCUCACCUGAGGUACUGCUGAAGGAGUUCCAGCUGCUGCUGAAAGCGCUCGCCGAGCAGCCCAGGCGGGGGCCGCCGCGACCCCGGGACCGCCUGCGCCUGCUCAUCUGCAUCCAGUCCCGGUGCCAGCGCAACGCAUCCCUGGAGGCUGUCAUGGGCCUGGAGAGCAGCAGUGAGCUCUUCACCAUCUCGGUCAACGGCGUUCUCUACCUGCAGAGCGGGCAGUACGCCUCUGUCUUCCUGGACAACGCCAGUGGCUCCCCCCUCACGGUGCGCAGCGGCUCGCACUUCAGCGCCAUCCUCCUUGGAGUGUGAGCUGCCACUCCGGGCCCUUCCUUUCGCCCAGUGAACAGAAGCGGGGUCCGAACAGUCUCUGGGCAAUGUAGGGGUGACGGAGGCCACAUGCAGGACGAAGCCCACUGAAGCCGCCCGUACCGGCCACUGCAGGUCAGCGCGGAGGGGACCAACUACCAGCAGCCCAGGGAGGGGACAUGCUAACUGGCAGUCCCGGAACCAGGAGUGAUUCCAGGAUGCCAGCUUUCAAAAGGAGAAGAGCCCUGUUGGGCUGUUAUUCAGCCAAUGUUUCUAGUGGGGCUCAGUGCCCAGGAGGACUUGCUUUGUUCCUGGCUGCAGACGGGUUCCCCUUCUGGCCUGUAGGGCAGCUCGCCCAGACAGCCUCAGGCUCUUUGCCUUGGCCCAGCCACACCUUUUCCAUCUUUUUAGUGUUCUCGUGGGCUGCCCGAAUGCCAGGAACGCCAGCACAGGGGGGAAAGGCUGGUCACCUACCUGGAUGCCCCGCGGGGAGGACCGGCAGCCUGCACUGGGCCAGAGAGCCUCCCAGGGAAAGCGUGCUGGGUCUCCACCUGGGGCUUCCUGGUCCCCACCUGCCCCUCCCCAACGGUGCCUGGGUCUGGACCUCCUGCAGGGACCACAGGACUCAAAGAGUUUCACGGCCCCUUGGCAUAGCAGUCUCAGGUGCCAGAGUGACACUGGAAAGGGGCUUAUGGGGGGACAGGGAGAGUCUUAACAUACGUGAUAGAACUCGUAAGUUCACCUUGCAGAUGGCCUUUGCAGAGCACCCUACGCUCCCCCCUCCGCUGUAAAGCCUGUCCUAGACAGGUCCCUCUUCCCAUCCCCCGUGAGGCUCUGACUCCCUGCUGGGAUCCACCCACCACAUGAAGGAUCUAGAACAUCUUUGCAGAUUAGAGAGGAGCAGGCCCUGCCCAUCCAUCUGAGCAGAUAAAGCAGAGGCUUCCCAUGAGCCAACGGCUCCCACUGCCCACCCGUGGCCCCACGGGGUCUAGCCGGCUCUGCGGUUCUUCCAAACAUCUUCCCCACUUGGGAAGACAUGCGGCCCUGAGCUCAGGUGGAGAAAAGACAGAUGGAGAUGAUGCCCAGAAAGCUGGUCUUCGUUCCCCAAGAUCUGGGUCCCGAGUCCCACCGUGAUGCUGUAGCAGUGGUGGGACCUGGGGGAGGGGGGUGGUCCUGUGGGGGGACACGGGCGUCCACCUGCAGCAGGUUCCUUGCAAGGUGUAGGUCCCUCCCCUCCCCCGCCCAGCGUGGCUGCAAGGCCCUGGUACCACAGGGUGUCCUGGAGGCCAGGCUGGUCCGACAGCAGUGUGUUCAGGCCUGGAGAGAAGAGGGCAGUCCCAGUCACCAGGACUGUCCAGCCGGCCUCAAGAGAAGCAGGUGAUCCGGGCCAGGUCCGACGGACCCCCUGGUGCCCCACACAAAGAACAGCCACGUGGUGUCCUUGGCGGACCUAGCAAUUCUCAGUAGGGCUCGGACCCACCCUACCGGGAAGCGCUGGCCCCCGUCCUGCCUCUCCUCGUGCUCUGAUAAGGUCUGCUGGGGCCACACCCUUCUCUGGAUUUCACUUUGCACCCAAUGGACACAGAUACUUUGAGGAAGUUCUCUUACACCCUUGAAAAAGCCACAGAUCUUUCCUUUUCUCAACUUAAGUGUAUUUACCACAAUUUGUUGAAGUAUUUAUUGUGUAAUAUUGCCAGAUGGAAUAUAUUUAUAUGUGUAACUGGA
Messenger RNA from Ailuropoda melanoleuca (giant panda), 2727 nucleotides. RefSeq names its product erythroferrone (gene ERFE). Gene Ontology annotation, biological process: negative regulation of gluconeogenesis; positive regulation of D-glucose import across plasma membrane; positive regulation of insulin receptor signaling pathway. The transcript has 6 exons. Gene Ontology annotation, molecular function: hormone activity. The record is from RefSeq and is a predicted model, not a curated record. The coding region runs from base 508 to 1005 and encodes 165 amino acids. Lineage: Eukaryota; Metazoa; Chordata; Mammalia; Carnivora; Ursidae.